AUGAUGACGUUAUUUCCAUCAGCGCCGUGUUUGAUCGUUAUCGAGGAAGACGUGAUUCUUUUACGUGGCUUCUUAUACUUCCUCGGACAGCUGUUGCCGCAUUUUUUGAAAGAUCGUACAGCAAACGUCAUUCAUACGUAUAACGAAAACGCUGCCGAAUACGGUGAAUUUUCACUUAUGUAUCGGGUCGAAAAUCACACUGCUGUUGGCGCUUACUUGCUAAAAAAAUCUUUUUAUGAGGAGUAUAUAAAAGAUCGCAAGGUUAAAUUUAUACAUAUGUGUUUAAAAACUGCUGCACUAAUCGAAUGGAACUUCUCAUAUAUGUAUCCUUGGAAAUGCCCUAAUCCAGUCUCCGAGCGUUUUCAUUGA
Molecule: messenger RNA, 369 nt
Organism: Gongylonema pulchrum
Lineage: Eukaryota; Metazoa; Nematoda; Chromadorea; Rhabditida; Gongylonematidae
Source: the annotation of a GenBank genome assembly